UCUUUCCACCUUUUAGGUAAACCCACUAUCUAUGGGAGUCUGAAGUGCGAUGGAGUGGGCACAGACGGAAUCCCCGAAAUCACUUCCUCGGAAGAGUUUGUUAUUCAACAGAUUACAAAGAAAAGCCUGCGGAUCUCCUGUCCUGCUGAGAACGUCUCCAGUAAAUUCCUCGCCCCUUAUACCAGCUUCGCAAGGAUCCAUGAGAAAAGUGUCACAUGUCUGGAUAUCUCCAGCGGAGGGGGUCUUGGUGUGUCUACCAGCACCGAUGGAUCAAUGAAGGUCUGGCAGACUAAUAAUGGAGAAACCAGGAGAGUCCUGGAAGGUCACAUCUUUGAUGUCAACUGCUGCACAUUCUUCCCAUCUGGUAUGGUAGUGCUGAGUGGCGGGAUGGACGCUCAGGUGAAGAUCUGGUCUGUGGAAGAUGCCAGCUGCCCCGUCACAUUCAAAGGACACAAAGCAGGAGUCUUGGACCUGGCGAUAGUGGACCGUGGGAGGAAUGUCGUGUCCUGCUCACGGGAUGGAACAGCCAGGCUCUGGGAUUGUGGGAAAUCGUCAUGCCUUGCUGUUGUGGCAGAUUGCGGAGUUCCCAUUAAUGGAAUAUCUCUCGGUGUCGCAGACAAUACAGUUAAUCUUGGGACAGCAGAGACAACGCCCAAUGACAGAGAGAUUGGUACUGAAGGGAAGCUGCUGCUGUUAGCACGGGAAGAUAAGAAGUUGGAGGGAGUCAGUCUGCACAGCCGCCAAUCUGUUUUCACGUUUGAUGGGUCAGAUGCUUUCAACUGCUGCACAUUCCUCUCCAGCCUGGUCAUCCUGGCCGGGAGUCAAGAUGGAAACAUCUACCAGCUGGACAUCCGAAACACAAAAGUUCCCAUACAGACCAUCUGCAAGUCAGGAGCUCCAGUAUUAUGCCUGGUGCCAUUCAGAGAGGGCUUCAUUGCCAGCCAAGGUGACGGGACCUGCUUCAUCCUCCAGCAGGAUUCUGACCAUCUUCUAGAGCUCUCAGAACCAGACUGUGACCCCGUGUACAAGGUAGGCACUUUAUUCAUCACCGACUGUGCAGUUUAUAUUUAUUCAUACUGA
Molecule: messenger RNA, 1080 nt
Organism: Staurois parvus
Lineage: Eukaryota; Metazoa; Chordata; Amphibia; Anura; Ranidae
Source: the annotation of a GenBank genome assembly